AUGGCCGAUCCUUUAUCGAUCGCCGCCAGCAUCGCUGGUCUCAUUUCGCUCGCCGACAUCGUCUUCACCCGCCUGAUCAAAUACAAAAAGUCAGUCAAAGAUGCCGAGAAAGAACUCGGUGACUUGGCGAAAGAGGUCAAUCUCCUCGGAGGUGCCCUUAACAGCCUUGCUCGUCUAGCCAGAGCCCUGGAAGCAGGGUCCUUCGACAGCAACCUCCGCAUGCACAAUAUCGAAGAUUGCAGUGACAGCUUGACGGCAAUGAACAAGGAGCUGAGCAAGAUCGACCUGACAUCCAUCAGAACCAAACUUUUCCGCCCGAUAUCCUCGGAUCAGGUCCGAGAAUGGCUCGAUUUGCUCUCCCGCCACAAGCAAAAUAUCAACUUGGCAUUAUCGGCGGAUUCAUUGGAUGCCAUGCUCAAGCUUCUCGCAAAAGAAGAUGAACAUGUUGAGGUUGCAAAAGAGACACGUCGCAUCACAAUCCGGAUUGAGAAGGCCAUGGAGGACAAGAGACUCCUGGAAUUUUACGUGCAGCACAAUCCCCAACCUAACUACGAUAUGAGUCUUCGUCUGCGUCAUGGUAGAACUGGUCUAUGGCUUACUCGACUUCCCCAAUUUCGAUACUGGCUGUCGAAACCUGGCUCUCGACUGUGGUUGAAGGGUAUUCCUGGAGCCGGGAAAACUGUUCUUGCUGCUUCGAUAAUUGAAGCUGCGUUGGGACAAUCCUCCGAGUCCAUUGCAUGCGCUUUCUUUUUCUGUGAUUAUAAAGUUACGGCUACGCAGAAUAUUGAGGCCAUCAUCUUGGCGAUCGUCUACCAGCUGGGCUUGCAAAAUGGCGAGGCCUACCAGUUACUGAAAUAUCACUACGAAGAACACCACCCAGUCAAUGGACUUCCAAGACAGCCCAGCGAGGCAGAGUUGAUGUCAAUGCUCCACAACAUCCUCAAGAUAUACAGCCACGUACAUCUAGUCAUUGAUGGGCUUGACGAAUGUGGCAAGUACACCGCCGAUGUUGUUGGCGCACUUGCAAAAAUCCCAAGGACGUCGCCAAAUGUAUCGAUUGCCCUGUUAAGUCGCGACGAGGAAGAGGUCCGACAUCAUCUUCACGAAGACUUUGUUUCCAUCGAAGUUGCCGCCCACAAACAAGACAUAACUGAGUAUAUAACGGCAGAGAUCGAAGAACGAACGAGAAAUGGGAAGCUUGACCUUCAUGACCCAGAACUGAAGGCAGAUGCGCUUACAAGACUUGUUGAUGGUGCAAACGGAAUGUAA
Messenger RNA from Colletotrichum siamense, 1269 nucleotides. RefSeq names its product Vegetative incompatibility protein HET-E-1. The transcript has a single exon. The record is from RefSeq and is a predicted model, not a curated record. The coding region runs from base 1 to 1269 and encodes 422 amino acids. Lineage: Eukaryota; Fungi; Ascomycota; Sordariomycetes; Glomerellales; Glomerellaceae.